Entelurus aequoreus (snake pipefish) is the source of this 1522-nucleotide messenger RNA. RefSeq names its product ras-GEF domain-containing family member 1B-B-like. Gene Ontology annotation, cellular component: plasma membrane. Gene Ontology annotation, biological process: positive regulation of GTPase activity; Ras protein signal transduction. Bases 6 to 419 code for a protein of 137 amino acids. Gene Ontology annotation, molecular function: guanyl-nucleotide exchange factor activity. NCBI's taxonomy places the organism in Eukaryota, Metazoa, Chordata, Actinopteri, Syngnathiformes, Syngnathidae. The record is from RefSeq and is a predicted model, not a curated record. The transcript is spliced from 4 exons.
ACCAGAUGGACCCGUCCAGUAACUUCAGUAACUAUCGCACGGCGCUCCGCGGCGCCACCCAGAGGUCGGAGACGGCACACAGCAGUGAGGAGAAGAUUGUCAUUCCUUUCUUCAGUCUCCUCAUCAAAGACAUCUACUUCCUGAAUGAAGGAUGUGCCAGCAGGCUGUCCAAUGGACACAUCAACUUUGAGAAACUGUGGGAUCUGGCAAAGCAAGUGAGUGAGUUCCUGGUUUGGCGGCAGGUGGUAUGCCCGUUUGAUCGAGAUCGCAGAAUUCUUCAGUACGUCGUCACCACGCCAGUCUUCUCUGAAGACGAGCUCCAUCUGGCGUCUUACGAGAGCGAAGGACCAGAGAACAACAUGGAGAAGGACAGUCGUCGUUCUCUCCGAUCUUCUCUUCUGCAUCGAGAGAAUCGGUGAUGUGGACAAUCUCUUCUACUGCUGUCAAUCAACUUUCUUCUCAGCCCAACAACACAACAAUCUCUUCUACUGGUGUCAAUCAACUUUCUUCUCAGCCCAACAACACAACAAUCUCUUCUACUGGUGUCAAUCAACUUUCUUCUCAGCCCAACAACACAACACAACAAUCUCUUCUACUGGUGUCAAUCAACUUUCUUCUCAGCCCAACAACACAACAAUCUCUUCUACUGGUGUCAAUCAACUUUCUUGUCAGCCCAACAACACAACAAUCUCUUCUACUGCUGUCAAUCAACUUUCUUGUCAGCCCAACAACACAACAAUCUCUUCUACUGGUGUCAAUCAACUUUCUUCUCAGCCCAACAACACAACAGACAAUCUCUUCUACUGGUGUCAAUCAACUUUCUUCUCAGCCCAACAACACAACACAACAAUCUCUUCUACUGGUGUCAAUCAACUUUCUUCUCAGCCCAACAACACAACAAUCUCUUCUACUGGUGUCAAUCAACUUUCUUGUCAGCCCAACAACACAACAAUCUCUUCUACUGGUGUCAAUCAACUUUCUUCUCAGCCCAACAACACAACAAUCUCUUCUACUGGUGUCAAUCAACUUUCUUCUCAGCCCAACAACACAACACAACAAUCUCUUCUACUGGUGUCAAUCAACUUUCUUCUCAGCCCAACAACACAACAAUCUCUUCUACUGGUGUCAAUCAACUUUCUUGUCAGCCCAACAACACAACAGACAAUCUCUUCUACUGGUGUCAAUCAACUUUCUUCUCAGCCCAACAACACAACACAACAAUCUCUUCUACUGGUGUCAAUCAACUUUCUUCUCAGCCCAACAACACAACACAACAAUCUCUUCUACUGGUGUCAAUCAACUUUCUUCUCAGCCCAACAACACAACAGACAAUCUCUUCUACUGGUGUCAAUCAACUUUCUUCUCAGCCCAACAACACAACAAUCUCUUCUACUGCUGUCAAUCAACUUUCUUGUCAGCCCAACAACACAACAAUCUCUUCUACUGGUGUCAAUCAACUUUCUUCUCAGCCCAACAACACAACGGAGACCACCUGCUUCCAGGAAGUGGAAGUUUUGAGCGC